AUAAUAUAACUACUAUAUGUAAGGAAUCCCCAUUUUCAGGGGCGUAUAAAUAUUUGUUGAGGUGCCCUGCUGUAUAGUAAAUAUUAUUUGCGUGUGCGCUUUAAUCGAGAAGAGGGACCUCCAGAUCAGACUCGCGUUUCACGAUUUAAAAAAAAAUGGAGAGCCAUCAGAGGCUAGAUUUGGAUAAACCCCUUUGGGAUCUUAAUACAUUUGUUGGUCGAUGGAAACAUUUUGCAUGGAUGACUGAUUUUAGAACAUGUAUUGCUUCUGAUAAGGAUCUUUUAGCAGCUAAGAAAUUGUGCGAAGAUUAUAGGUUGGGCGCAGAGCCAACGGGCACAACCCGAGAUCAAGUGAUCUAUGCAAAAAAAUUAUACGAAUCUGCUUUUCAUCCAGAUACUGGUGAAUUGCAAAAUGUUUUUGGCCGAAUGUCCUUUCAAGUUCCAGGAGGUAUGGCAAUUACUGGUGCUAUGCUGCAAUUUUAUAGGACGACAACGGCUGUUGUAUUUUGGCAAUGGGUCAAUCAAUCGUUUAAUGCCCUAGUGAAUUAUACCAAUAGAAAUGCAAAUAGUCCCAUUUCCACAGUUCAAUUGGGCUUAGCUUAUGCAAGUGCAACAACAGCUGCCAUGGUCACUGCAAUUGGUUGCAAAACAUUUUGGGGAAAACGAGCGAAUCCUCUUUUUGCAAGAUACGUUCCAUUUGCUGCCGUGGCUGCUGCAAAUUGUGUCAAUAUUCCUCUGAUGAGACAGACGGAGAUUGGGGGUGGAAUUGAACUAACCGAUGAUGAUGGAAAAAAACUUACACGAUCAAAGAUUGCAGCUGCAAAAGGCAUCUCUCAAGUUGUCAUCUCAAGGAUCAUCAUGUGUGCUCCAGGAAUGUUGAUCUUACCGCCUAUAAUGGAAAGAUUGGAGAAACAUAAUUGGAUGAAGAAGAUAACUCCACUUCAUGGACCAAUUCAAGUUCUGUUUGUCGGCUGUUUCCUCGUCUUUAUGGUACCAACGGCAUGUGCCCUAUUUCCUCAAAGAUGUUCGAUAUCAACAACUACAUUGAAGAAUUGGGAACCUGAGAAUUAUGAGCUUUUGAAGAAAAAUUGCGAAGGGAAAGAAGUACCAGCUUUCCUCUAUUUCAAUAAAGGAUUGUAAAUUAAUUUUCUAAUGUUUGGAAAAAUUUUAAUGUUCAAGAGUUCUAGAUUUAAAAAGACAGAAAAUAAUAGAAAAAAUCUAUUUUAAUGCUGCCGUUAAAGGUCUUCCAGAAACAAUCAAUCUAAAUAUAAAAACUGAUGAAACUAGUUUAGAUAAAAUAGUCAUCUAUAAAGCACACAAAAAGGGUCAAACUUUAAUUGUUCAAAAAAUAUAUUUUCAAAAAAGUAAGAAUUCAAAAAUCUAAAAUCAAAAUUUAAAAAAUUAUUUUAAUGGAACAAGUAUUUAAUUUAAUUUUAAGUUACUUCACUUUUCAUAAUAGUUUAUUCAGUGAUAACAUUAAUUUACUAUUUUCAAUUUUUCAUUUCAUUCUUUAUUUUCUUUCUUUGCUUCUAUAAAAACAGCUAUAAUACUAAAACAAUAAUUAAAAAUUAAAAUAUAAGUCUGCUCAUAUGUAAAAUUAUUAUCAAAAUAAUUGCGAUGUUUUCAAGAAAGAAAAAACAAUGUAAUGUAAUCGUGGUUGUGUUUAACUGAAAAUUGAUAAAAAAAAAGUUGUGUCAUAUCGGUGUAAACAAUAUCAAUAAUUAGGUAAUGGAUAAAUUUUCGAAAGCAGAAAAAAAUUAUAUUUUAGUACCGUUGAAAAUAAAAACAAGUGAGGUACUGAAAAACA
Messenger RNA from Leptopilina heterotoma, 1806 nucleotides. RefSeq names its product sideroflexin-2 (gene Sfxn2). Bases 156 to 1139 code for a protein of 327 amino acids. Gene Ontology annotation, molecular function: monoatomic ion transmembrane transporter activity. The record is from RefSeq and is a predicted model, not a curated record. Gene Ontology annotation, biological process: serine import into mitochondrion; monoatomic ion transport. The transcript has 9 exons. Gene Ontology annotation, cellular component: mitochondrial inner membrane. NCBI's taxonomy places the organism in Eukaryota, Metazoa, Arthropoda, Insecta, Hymenoptera, Figitidae.